Messenger RNA from Talaromyces amestolkiae, 1413 nucleotides. RefSeq lists its product as uncharacterized. The transcript has a single exon. NCBI's taxonomy places the organism in Eukaryota, Fungi, Ascomycota, Eurotiomycetes, Eurotiales, Trichocomaceae. The record is from RefSeq and is a predicted model, not a curated record. The coding region runs from base 1 to 1413 and encodes 470 amino acids.
AUGAGCAAUGAGCACUACCAAUUGUAUGAUGAAAUUAGGCUAUUUAUGCUCUUGAUUCGCUUCAAAGCAUGGGGCGAGGCUUGUGGUCUCGAUGACCCACAAUCUAGAGUCCAAGAGCUUGACGAUCCCAAUUUACGUGUGACUGUUGAAAUUGCAAUGAUGCGGAUCAUAGAGCUUUUAACUAACACAGAAAAACUGCAAGGAAGUCGAAGUCAAGAUUCACCUGUGAUGCUACCAUCCACCAACUCUGCCAUACAACAAAGAAUUCGGGGCUUUUUUAAAGGUUCAACCAGAAGAACAGACACCCACACAACUUACUCUUCCAUAAACACUGAUACCAGGGAGGGACUCGGUGAGAUCAUUGGGGAAUUGAGCAAUUCUGUGAAUGAUGUGGAAUCCGUAACAAACACAAGCCCUGCAAUUGCAGACCGGCAACAGCGCAACAUCGAGCAAGAGAUCGAGUCAAUCUCAGAUAUAUCUAUUCUCGAGCGGCUCGAGACUGCUAGAUCUGUUUUGAGCGAUACUGUGUCCGACGCGGCAAGUAUAAGACUUAAAAGACUUCUGGGUCACUCCGAUAUCAAUCCGUCAAUUCUAUCGCAUGACCCUUCCUUCCGAACGGCGCAUACUCAGCUACCAUUUAAUCAAACAAAUUCUCAAGAACUUGAAUGCGAGUUCCAAGACCUGGCGAUUAAAACGAGCGCCGAAAACUUGAACUCUCUAUCGUUGGCGAACGACACACAGCACACAAAUAGGAACGCCGGGGAAUUGGCCACUCCCGUCUCACCGCAAUGGAGAGCUAACAGCAAAACGGCGCAGUACGGGUCCAAGCUGGAGUCAAUUAAAGACGUGAAUGAAGCCCUCUGCAUGAAACAAUUCUCAAUGCCGGCCAAUAUCAGAGCACUCGAAGCCGAUAUCGAUAAUUCGACAGAUUGGCGUCGAAGACGCUUGUUAAAGGAUCUUCAUAGGACUAUUCACGAUGGCACGGAAGGGUUCAGCGUUUCACCUAUCAAUGACAGUAUUUAUCAUCUUAGAGCGUGUAUUGAAGGCCCCCCAGAUACACCUUAUGAAGAUGGGAUUUUUUGGAUUGAUAUGCAAAUCCCCGAAAAAUACCCAUUUGCGCCCCCGAAAAUGCGAUUUGUAACCAGAGUUUAUCAUCCGAAUAUUGAUUCUCGUGGAGCAAUUUGCGUGGAUUUUUUGGAGCCGAGCGAAUGGCACCCCGUUUACAAACUGGAGCAAGUUUUACUUUCCAUAAUCUCGCUGUUGGCACAUCCAACUACUCAAGAUGUUGAAGAGCCGUUGGUUCCUGAGAUUGCAGAAACAUAUCUCCAGGAUUAUGAUUUGUAUUGCCAGAAUGCGCGAAAGUAUACCCAUCUGUAUGCUAUGAACCCGGAAAUACCAGAGAUCCUUUCAUGA